Vombatus ursinus (common wombat) is the source of this 2106-nucleotide messenger RNA. RefSeq names its product neuregulin 3 (gene NRG3). Lineage: Eukaryota; Metazoa; Chordata; Mammalia; Diprotodontia; Vombatidae. Bases 1 to 2106 code for a protein of 701 amino acids. Gene Ontology annotation, molecular function: chemorepellent activity. Gene Ontology annotation, biological process: animal organ development; intracellular signal transduction; nervous system development. The record is from RefSeq and is a predicted model, not a curated record. The transcript has 9 exons.
AUGAGUGAAGGGGCGAGCGGUGCCUCCCCACCUGGUGCCGCUUCUGCCGCUGCUGCCACAGCGGCCACUGCCGCUGCCGCCGCCGAGGAAGGGGCAGCAGCGGCGGCGGGCGGGGGCCCGGACGGGGAAGGGGCGGCCGAGCCCCCCCGGGAGUUACGCUGUAGCAACUGCAUUGUAUGGAACCGGCAGCAGACUUGGCUUUGCGUGGUGCCCCUGUUCAUCGGCUUCAUCGGCCUGGGGCUCAGCCUCAUGCUCCUUAAAUGGAUCGUGGUGGGUUCUGUCAAGGAGUACGUGCCCACCGACUUGGUGGACUCCAAGGGGAUCGGCCAGGACCCCUUUUUCCUCUCCAAGCCCAGCUCUUUCCCCAAGGGCAUGGAGACCACCACGACCACGACCACCACAUCCACCUCCACCUCUACCCCGUCCUCCGGCACCGCCUCCUCCAGGACGCCCAACCGGAUUAGCACUCGUCUGACCACCAUCACGCGGGCACCCACUCGCUUCCCUGGGCACAGGGUGCCCAUCCGGGCCAGCCCCCGCUCCACAACGGUGCGGCACACCGCAGCCCCCCCGACAGUACUCUCCACCACGGUCCCCUUCUUCAGCAGCAGCACGCAGGGUUCCCGCCCACCCCUGCCAGGGGCCCCCAGUACCCAGCCAAUGCCCUCUUGGCCCACUGCGGCAUACGCUACCUCCUCCUACCUCCACGACUCAACUCCCUCCUGGACCCUGUCUCCCUUUCAGGAUUCUUCCUCCUCCUCCUCCUCCUCCUCCUCCUCUUCCUCUUCCUCCUCCUCUACCACCAACACACCAGAAACUAGCACCAGCCCCAAAUUUCAUACGACAACAUAUUCCACUGAACGAUCGGAGCACUUUAAGCCCUGCAAAGACAAGGAUCUUGCAUAUUGUCUGAAUGAAGGAGAAUGCUUUGUGAUUGAAACCUUGACGGGGUCACAUAAACACUGCCGGUGCAAAGAAGGCUACCAAGGAGUCCGCUGUGAUCAGUUUUUGCCGAAAACCGAUUCCAUCUUGUCGGAUCCAACAGACCACUUGGGGAUCGAAUUCAUGGAGAGUGAAGAAGUUUACCAAAGGCAGGUGCUUUCAAUUUCCUGUAUCAUCUUUGGUAUCAUCAUUGUGGGCAUGCUCUGUGCUGCAUUUUACUUCAAAAGCAAGAAACAAACUAAACAAAUCCAGGGGCAGCUGAAAGAAAUGCAGAGUGUUAAAAAGUACAGCCUCAAUGCCUCCAGCAUGAUGGUCAAGUCAGAAAACAUGGCACAGAGCAGAGGCCAGCAGCAAAAUUAUUCAAACACAGAAAGGCACCCGGGGCGCACAUUGGAGAAAAUGAUGGAAUCCAGUUUUACUGGCAACCAACCUUUUCAAGAAGCCCAUACUCCCAACAGAGGAAGCCAGUCCUUCAAACAUCACAGGGGUCUUUCUUCAUGCUGUAGCCCAGGGCAAAGGACUGGGAUGCUACAUCGGAAUGCUUUCAGAAGGACACCACCUUCUCCUCGGAGUCGACUCAAUGGGAUUGCAGGACCAGCAUAUCAACAACUGGAAGAGGCAAGGAUUGCAGAUCAAGACACAAUUCCUUGCCAAGGGUAUCCAUCCAAUGGAUUAAAAAUCCAACAAAAUACAACAAUAAAUAUGCAACUGCCUUCAAGAGAGACAAAACCCUAUUUUAAUAGCUUGGAUCAAAAGGACCUAGUGGGAUAUUCAUCCACAAGGGCCAGUUCUGUUCCCAUCAUCCCUUCAAUGGGCUUAGAGGAAGCCUGCAUGCAAAUGCCAGGUAUUUCUGACAUCACAAGCCUCAAAUGGUGCAAAAACUCCUGUUCUGCUGAACUUGUCAAUGUGAGUGGUCCAGUCAGCAAUUGUCUUAUAGUAGAACAACAAGAAGUAAAAAUAUUGCUAGAAACUGUCCAGGAGCAGAUCCGGAUUCUGACUGAUGCAAGAAGGUCAGAGGACUAUGAACUGGCCAGCGUUGAAACUGAGGACAGUGCAAGUGAAAACACAGCCUUUCUACCCAUGAGUCCUGUGGCCAAAUCAGAAAGAGAGGCACAAUUUGUCUUAAGAAAUGAAACACAAAGAGACUCAGCCUUGACCAAGUGA